UUUCUCUGGGCUUUGGGGUUCUCUCGGCGCUGUGGGGUUCUCUCGGCGCCUUGGGGUCGCUCUGACCCCACUGUGGAUUUGUCUGUUGGUGUUUCCAGCCCGAGGCGGGGCCGGGGGCAGCUCCCAGACCGGGGACGCUCUGGGAAAGGCGUUGGCAUCCAUCACACCAACAGCAGCUUCCCCUCCAACCCCUCCACUCCCGUCGGCUCUCCCCCUUCUCUCGCAGGGACAGCUGCUUGGGCUCGGAAUGGAGGUCAGGCGUCUUCAUCUCCCAAUUACGAGGGGCCCUUGCACUCCUUGCAGAGCCGCAUCGAGGACCGCCUGGAGCGCCUGGACGACGCCAUCCACGUCCUUCGGAACCACGCCGUGGGCCCGGCCACCGCCAUGGCCACCGGCGGCCACGGCGACAUGGCCGCCAUCAUCGGGGCCACCCACAACGGGGCCGUGGCCACCCUGGCUGGGGGCUACGGGAGCGGGCUGCUGGGCCAGAGACAUUCCUUGAUGGUGGGAGCUCACCGAGAGGACGCCGUCGGCCUCCGGGGCAGCCACUCCUUGGUGCCCAGCCAGGUGCCGGUGCCGACGCUGCCGGUGCCGUCGGCGACGUCGCCGGAGCUCAACCCCAGCCAGGAUCCCUACAGGGGCGCGGCCGGCGCCCUGCAGCCGCACGGCGCCUCCUCGGGCAGCUCCGACAUCAAGUCCGACGACGAGGCCGACGAGAACCUGCGCGAGCCCAAGGGCAACGACGACAAGAAGCUGGACGACGACAAGAAGGACAUCAAGGCCAUUACUAGGUCAAGAUCUAGCAAUAACGACGACGAGGACCUGACCCCGGAGCAGAAGGCCGAGCGCGAGAAGGAGCGGCGCAUGGCCAACAACGCCCGCGAGCGGCUGCGCGUGAGGGACAUCAACGAGGCCUUCAAGGAGCUGGGCAGGAUGGUCCAGCUGCACCUCAAGAGCGACAAGCCGCAGACCAAGCUGCUGAUCCUGCACCAGGCCGUGGCCGUCAUCCUCAGCCUGGAGCAGCAGGUCCGAGAGCGGAACCUGAACCCCAAGGCGGCGUGCCUGAAGCGGCGCGAGGAGGAGAAGGUGACCUCGGAGCCGCCGCCGCUGGCCCUGCCCGGGGCCCACCCGGCCAUGGGCGACGGCGGCAGCCACAUGGGGCAGAUGUGAGAGGUCUGGAAAUUCCCGUUCCCAUUUCUCGUUUCUUUCCUUGGAUCCUGUAAAAAAAAAUCGAAUUUUUUUUUUGGUUUUUUUUUUGGUUUUGUUUUUUUUUCUGGAAAUUUCUCGACAAGUCUGAGUCAUUCCACGGUCGCAGACGCCUGAAAAUUCCUCCCCCAAAAUUUGGGCAAAAAUUUGGGGCGAAUUUGGGGGAAAUUUUGGGGGAAAAAGUGGGAAUUUCGCAGCCAGAGACUGCCCCGAUCGUCGCUUCCACACUGUGGAUUUUGUGCCUAAAAAAAUGUGGAAUUUUGGGUUUUUUUUGGAAAAAUGGAGGUGGAAAAUGGGGGGGAUGAAAUAAAAAUGUUGGAAAAUGAAAAA
Molecule: messenger RNA, 1536 nt
Organism: Passer montanus (Eurasian tree sparrow)
Lineage: Eukaryota; Metazoa; Chordata; Aves; Passeriformes; Passeridae
Gene: TCF4
Product: transcription factor 4
Exons: 9
Biological process (GO): regulation of transcription by RNA polymerase II
Cellular component (GO): transcription regulator complex
Molecular function (GO): RNA polymerase II cis-regulatory region sequence-specific DNA binding; protein dimerization activity; DNA-binding transcription factor activity, RNA polymerase II-specific
Source: RefSeq, a predicted model, not a curated record